AUAAAGUCAAUUUUGCCUUUGAAAAUCAUUGAACUUUAGUUUUGAUUACGAAUUUAUCGAUCAUAUACUUCGGGGCAUUUGCUGAGAACGGAAACUUUCCGGUCUAUCGCAGUCGCGGCCAUGGGAGCUUCUCUUUUGUAGAAGGAUCCGAAGCUGGAACCUGUUUUUUUCCCUCACAAAAUGAGUUUUUUCUCCCGAAUCCUAUACCCCUUCGGAGGAAUUUUUUGACCCUAGUAAUGGAGAACCCCUUCAGCCUCAAGGUUGGUCAGGUCUUCACUGGCUUUGGAGUCGGUUGCGGGAUUGGAAUUGGUGUUGGGCGUCCUAUAUACUUUGGGGCAAUACCAGUUUUGCAGCCAGUUCUUAGUGCUACAAGAGGUGCCACAGAUGCUCUAUCUGGUGUUGGGAGACAUGUUAAUGAUUCUCUUAAAAAGCUAGGAAUUAAAAGAAUUGAAGCAGGCGUUGGGUGCGGGGUUGGCAUAGGACAUGGCUUCGGAGUUGGCAUUGCCUUGAAGCCGUGGGUUCUUCAACAAAUUCAGACUUCUAUUACUGAAUCAGUAAUGAAGAUCAUGAAGAAUAUGGGGUUAGCUCCUAGCUCAUCUUCUGUCAAUAACUUCAUUCCUGGCUCCACCCAAAGUGGCAUGCUCACUAGCAACCUUCAAGCCUCUGCUGGUGGUCUCUUUGAUCCAUCUAAAACUAUGCUAAGCACAUUUCAGCACUCAAGGAGUGAUGGAACCAUCAACGAUAUUGGCUCUAAUAUUUUUGUGCAAAAAGACACUUUCUCAAGUACACCGCGGGAGAGCCGUACUGAGAAGGUUGUCGAAAAUUUCUUGCAGAGUUCUGCUUUAAAAAAUGAAGCUGAAGCAGAUCUAGAUGAAGAGGUUCGAAAUUUGCGUGCAGAGAAUAGUGCUCUUCAACUGUUGCUGAGGCAUCAAGAAACCAUUGAAAAAUUGAUGGAUGAGAACCAAAAGUUGCACAAGGUACUCAUUGAAGAUCUAAAAAUUCCACCCGACAAGCUCCAAGCAAAUAGUGCCACAAUUGCUAGCUCUGGUUAUCCUUGUAUUGACUGUUUCGAGUGUCGCAGAAGAAGAAGAAGAAAAUUUAAGACAUAGCUCAAAUCUUGUGGAAGUUUUUCUUUUUUUUUCUCCGGAACCAGAAGCAAGUUUCUGACAUGUAAUGUCUUCAUUUUGAUGGCUCCAAAGGGCUGAGAAAUGGUAAAUGAUUAUGUAUCAUUGGAAAAAAAUAGAAGGGCUGAGAAAUGAUUGCUUAUACUAAUAGAGUUUUGAUUGAUA
Dendrobium catenatum is the source of this 1289-nucleotide messenger RNA. RefSeq lists its product as uncharacterized. The transcript is spliced from 7 exons. The record is from RefSeq and is a predicted model, not a curated record. Bases 237 to 1109 code for a protein of 290 amino acids. NCBI's taxonomy places the organism in Eukaryota, Viridiplantae, Streptophyta, Magnoliopsida, Asparagales, Orchidaceae.